AACAGUUUUUCUUUUCUCUGUUUUCAAGCAUUGUGACUGAACAAAAUUCAACCAAGUUCAGUCGCUCUCACUUUCACCUUUCACUUUAUCGCCGCUUAAUUCAUGUUACUAAACUUCAACGGAUUAACAAAAGGAAAAAUGGAAUUCGAUCUCGAGAAUCCAUUGACGGGCUUCGAAGAACACCAUUUCAACGCCGUUUCAGCUCUCUUCGCUUCCGAAUCCGAUCACAUGCCGUCCUUUCUCGCCUUCAAAUCCACUGAUGUUCGCUUUUGCCUUCGCCGCCAUUCUCUCUCCCUUAUUUCUCAAACACAAAGCGCUUACAAAUUUGAUCGGUAUAUGGCAUACCUCGCUGUCAAUUACAUCGACCGUUUUCUUUCCGAACAAGUAGUUACGGAGAAUAGGCCAUGGAUUGUACGGAUUCUCGUCAUUGCUAGCCUUUCACUUGCAGCGAAAAUGACGAACUUCAAUUUAUCACUCUCCGAUAUUCAGAGAGAUGUCGGGGUAAUUUUUGACGCUCAAUCAAUUCCGCGUAUGGAAUCGCUGAUUCUCACUACUCUAGAAUGGCGACUAAGAUCCAUCACGCCUUUCUCGUUUCUGCAUUUCUGCAUGUCGCUUUUUCAACUCGGCGACUCGUCUCUGACUCAGCCUCUUAAACGGCGAGCUUCAGAUAUCAUUUUCAGUACUCAAUACGAAACUAAGCUUUUUGAGUAUAAACCAUCAAUAAUAGCAGCAUCGGCGCUUCUAUGUGCAGCUGAUGAGUUGAUUCCAUUGCGAUUUUCCUCUUUCUUAGCUGCAACUUCAGAAUGUCAAUACUUAACUAAAGAGGAACUUAUGAAUGCUUUGGCUGUAAUACGGGAAAUGCUGAUAGAAGGGCGUGAGUCCACUGUCGAUACGUUGACGCCAAAAAGUGUUCUUGAGUGUGAAUGUACAACAUCUGAAUGCGAGAAACCCACGAAUCUAGAUGGGGACAGCAUGAAAAGGCGUAAAUUGAAUGACUUUAGGGAUGAGACGUUCCGGAUUUCUCAUAUUCAGCGCUGCUAAACUUGUUUUUUUAUUUUCUUUAAUUUUGUUGUGAUUGUAAGAAGUUAGGAUGGUCUCGCAUGUAACAAUUUUGUUCGAACGGGAACAGACACGUGAAUAGUGAGAAGUGGAAGGACCUUUGAAUAAAUUGAACUAUUAAUUGCAGCUGCAGGGGAGAAUCGUAACCACACUGCUGUAGACUGCAAUAUCCCCAUAGAUUCCUCUUUGUGCUUCGAAAUGGCAAUUGUAUGUUGCUGCAAAAAAGUAAAAAGCAAUUUAUGUUCUAUUCAGUUAAAAUGCAAUAAAGCUGUUCAGAAAAAAAAUUCA
Molecule: messenger RNA, 1347 nt
Organism: Nicotiana tabacum (common tobacco)
Lineage: Eukaryota; Viridiplantae; Streptophyta; Magnoliopsida; Solanales; Solanaceae
Product: putative cyclin-D6-1
Source: RefSeq, a predicted model, not a curated record